CCCCUCCCCCUGACACAAGAGGAGGCACCGGCGCUCCUUCGCCCCGGUCCAAACUCCACUUACAAAGCCCGACAUUGCAUCUGUCAGAGAGGAGACCUGCGUGGACUAACCCAGGACUAAUACCCAUGUUUUCGUGCGAUUUACGGCGAUGAGGCAUUCCAGAGGCUUACCGCACCUCCAAUUACCAGCGCGGGGGCUAUUACGCUCAAUUAUUUGUUAGGAAAAGAGCAGAGAAGGGGAAGGGGAGUGCAUGUUACUCGGCGGGCUUCAUUUCCUCCAUGCUGCAGAGCAGGAGCUGGAUGACAUGAUGCUGCAGAGCCCGCUCACCUCCACGCCGUUCUCUGUCAAGGAUAUCCUGAAGCUGGAGCAGCAGCAGCAGCAGACCGGCUCCCUGGAGCUCCAGCACCGGGCCCACACCCAGCAGCACUUGGCCGGGUCUCCACCCCAGCAGCAGCAUUUCCACACCCCGCCGUCCUGCAUGCUCGCUGGGACCCGGGACAGCCCUUCGUUCUCGGACGGGGAGGACAACCUGGCCUACCUCAGCGCGCUGGCGGUGCGAGAGGACCGGCUGUCCCCGGACAUGUACGUCCAUCCCGGGCUGCAGGGAGCCAAGCUGGAGGCCGCUGAGCUGGAGGAGCAGGAGAACAAGAGCUGCGGGCUGGUGUCCCGGGAGGAGGCAGCGGAGGGCGGGCAAGGCGACUCCGAGAGGCCGGUGCAGAAGCAGCGGAGCCGGCGGAGGCCCCGGGUGCUCUUCUCCCAGGCGCAGGUCUUCGAGCUGGAGCGGCGCUUCAAGCAGCAGCGCUACCUGUCCGCGCCGGAGCGGGAGCACCUGGCCUCCACCCUCAAGCUCACCUCGAACCAGGUGAAGAUCUGGUUCCAGAACCGCCGCUACAAGUGCAAACGACAGCGGCAGGACAAGUCCCUGGAGGCGGCGGGGCAGCACCACCCUCCUCCGCCCCGGCGCGUCGCCGUGCCGGUGCUGGUCCGGGACGGGAAGCCGUGUCUGGGCGGCGCCCAGAGCUUCGGCACCGCGGCUCCGUACGGAUCCAACCCGUACAGCUACAACGGAUACCCGGCGUACACGUACAACAGCCCCGCGUAUAACACCAACUACAGCUGCACGUACACGAGCAUCCCCGCCCUCCCCCCGUCCGGCACCCCCAACGCCUUCAUGAACAUGAACUUGGGAAACGUGGGCGGCCUCGGCGGCUCCUCGCAGCCCCAGACACACCAAGGGACAGCGGUCACAUCCUGCCAGGGCUCCCUGCAGGGGAUCCGGGCCUGGUAGUCUCACAACAACAGAACUAGAUCGUUCCUUUUUAAACCCACAACCUUUUAGAAGCGCGUGUUCACUCGGUCACUCCAGAAAACAGUGUUGCGUGUAUGACGGAUGUGUGUUUGGAUCCUCCGGCUCCUCCAGGCGCGUGAGAGCCGAGGUGAGUGCGCGUGAGGACGGGACGUGGCACGGUGAAAGGCCUCAUGUUGUGAUGCAAGUAGGUUUGGCACUGAACACACUGACUCACGACACGGUGGCGCACUUCUCCUCCAGAAACAGAGGAUUCGUUUUAUAAUAAUGUUUUUAUUUCAAUGUGCUUUAUUCUUAGGCUUUGAAUUGAAGUGCUUUGAAUUGUGUUUGUUCAACAGAGAAUUGUUUUAGUCUAUUUCACAUCUAUUCAAAUAAAUCCAAGAAACGAGA
This is a messenger RNA of Platichthys flesus (European flounder), 1696 nucleotides long. Its product is annotated as homeobox protein Nkx-2.3-like. Gene Ontology annotation, molecular function: DNA-binding transcription factor activity, RNA polymerase II-specific; RNA polymerase II cis-regulatory region sequence-specific DNA binding. Lineage: Eukaryota; Metazoa; Chordata; Actinopteri; Pleuronectiformes; Pleuronectidae. Gene Ontology annotation, cellular component: nucleus. Bases 251 to 1288 code for a protein of 345 amino acids. The transcript has 2 exons. The record is from RefSeq and is a predicted model, not a curated record. Gene Ontology annotation, biological process: regulation of transcription by RNA polymerase II; cell differentiation.